AUGGACUGGUUCCACUGUAACCAGUGCUUCACAAGAAAUGGGACAAAGUUUGCGGUGUCCAGCUGUGGCCAUAUCUGCUGUGAAAAAUGCAUCACAUCCAAGAAAUGUAACGUAUGUGGGUCAAGUUGCAGUUAUCUGCCAAUCAGAGAUGAGAUGAAACCACAGGAAAAAGUGUUUUUCAAAGACCCUCUAAAGCUCCUCCGGUCGCAGCAGGAGCAGCUAUCACAGAUUGCACUUUUUCAGCAGACACAGAUGGAGAGAGUCACAGCUCACUUUAAACACAAGGCUGUUGAACUGGAGAGGCGUCUGAAGGAAGUCACUGAGCAUUGUUACAGGCAACUCACCGAGCUGAAAAGAGAGAAUGCCGUCUUGAAAAAGCAGCUUUCGGAGCUAACAAGAGAGAACACUGAACUAAAAAAGCCACUUUCACAGAGAAGGGUUUCUCCAGGACAAUUUCCAACCAAUGGUGCUCAAAGGGUGUCACUCCCUGUGGCCAUCACCUCCCCAGUCACCCCUCGUGUAAGAACUAUGAGUCAAAUAAGUUCAGAGUCUCAGGGCUGGGCAAGAGAAAGAGGUCCAGGUUUCUCCUCCUUCACUACUCCUGGAUCAGUAGCUUCCAUCUCCAGCCAUAGUUCUCUUCAUGAACAUGUACACAGAACACCCCCAUCCUUUAGUACCCCUGUCAGAACUCAGGGUCAGACUCCUCAGGUUUUCCAGUUCCAGUUCAUGCAGGGAUUAUCAAUACAGUCACCUAGACCUUGAUUGAAUUCGCAUCCAUUAUCAGUAUUUCUACAGAUAAAAUUCACCUCUGAAUGUUUUGUACCAGCAUAAAUGUCAUAUUCCUACAUCUUUUUUAAGAAUUAAACUACCGUACAAUCAUAGAAAGAUUUAUGGUGAGCUAUUG
Messenger RNA from Sphaeramia orbicularis (orbiculate cardinalfish), 904 nucleotides. RefSeq names its product RING finger protein 212B-like. Gene Ontology annotation, cellular component: synaptonemal complex. The record is from RefSeq and is a predicted model, not a curated record. Lineage: Eukaryota; Metazoa; Chordata; Actinopteri; Kurtiformes; Apogonidae. Gene Ontology annotation, biological process: homologous chromosome pairing at meiosis; protein sumoylation; reciprocal meiotic recombination. Gene Ontology annotation, molecular function: SUMO transferase activity. Bases 1 to 762 code for a protein of 253 amino acids. The transcript is spliced from 12 exons.